Messenger RNA from Phytophthora sojae, 1647 nucleotides. RefSeq lists its product as hypothetical. The transcript is spliced from 4 exons. Bases 1 to 1647 code for a protein of 548 amino acids. The record is from RefSeq and is a predicted model, not a curated record. Lineage: Eukaryota; Oomycota; Peronosporomycetes; Peronosporales; Peronosporaceae.
AUGGAGCGAGCGUGGUGGUUCUUGGUGGUGGAUCGGAAUGGAUCGCAGCUCGUCUCGGUAGCCUGCCUCGAUUUGCGAUCUGGUGCCAGAGUGGUUGAUUUUCUGAGGGCACUGGGGGGAAUGCUGCUGUACAGGAACGCGAACCUCGUUGAGGUCAGCGUUUUCUUUCUCAAGGUGUACAAGGACCGAGGGGCUUAUGAUGAUCCACAGGAAACGCCGCUUGGAUUAGACGGCCCAAUUGAAGAGCUUGGGGAAAGCAUUGCAGAUGCUCUUAUUGUUGAAGUUCCACGACUGGUCCUAUUUCGUCGACAACAACUCGUGGAUGAAUGGAACAAUAUCAUGAAAUUCUCGAUCAAUCACUUUGCGGUGUUAUGGAUCUAUGGCCCUCCCGGAACGGGCAAAUCGUGCGCAGCGCUCGCUUACGCUUGCUCGCUUGAUUCUUCCGAGUGGGACGUGCUAUGGAUUCACCACUCACGACCGGGUCAGUUCCUAAACUGCGUGUGGCUACAAGGUUCCACCCGGAAAGGAGGGACCAAGCGAACCUGUGUUAUUGAUUACGAUGAUGUCGAGUUGUAUCUGCCCGAGUUGCUGAGAUUGUCUACACCCAGAAACCCCACCAGCACAGCCAUUGGAGGAACCAGCUCUAUCUUUCCAAAAACCAUCGUGUUUUUGGACGGAUAUGUCACGAGCUCGGACGUGAUGGAGCGCGCUCUACGAAAAUGUCGGCGUCGAUUGGUAUGCGUUACCUCAAUGGCAAAAAUCGGCAAGGAUUACCGAAGGUCGGAGUGUGAUGAACUUCCGGAUCUGGAGGGAAAACGUGCAUCUGGGGUGGAGCCGAUGGAUACAUCUGAGGGGGAUCUUGUGAUUCACGAUACUCAGUCGGUAUACCAACAGUUAUUCAAGCUGCACUCCUGGACGCUGGAGGACUACAAAAUUGCGAUCGCAGAGGAAGAUUUUUUUCAAAGUGUUGAGAAGAUGCUGCCACCAUACACUGAAGACCCCAAAAAACCAGAAUUGGACCAACGGUUCAAAAGAGUAGAAGAUAAGUAUUUUGUGGCCGGAGGAAGCGCGAGGGUGAUGUUUGACUUUGAUUCAGUCAACGCAGUGAAAUAUCUUGAUGAGGCCAUCGAAGCAGUGGAGAAUGUCGAAGCAUGUUCCAAGAUGCUGGGCGGUAGUGCAGCAUCCAAUACGAUCAAUCGCUUAAUUGCUAUUUAUCCCAGAGCACACCGCCCCGACGAGUCUCAGCUGGUGAGCAAAUACGUUACGCGUGCGCUGGCUAUGCGGCUGGGCCCGGAUCUACUGAAAUCUUUGGCGAAACUGAAUGCAGUCAAUCCGUCUGUGGAUGGAUACAUCUUUGAUGCGUGUUUUUUUUCGGAGCUGUCUUUCAAUGGAGUAUCGUGGUACAUCUUAGGCGCGGCGGAACCUACACCAUGGGCCCGAUCUGACGUCAUUUAUUUUGAUCCAGGACUUCCAAUUGGUGACUAUCUGAAAGAUAGGCCGGAGACUUACCGAGAGCAGACGUGGAUGGCGCCACUGAAGUGGAACCAGGCUGGCUAUGACGCUGUUUUUGUCGAUAUUCCGGGCAAGCUAGUACGUGUUGAACAAGCUGGCAGAUGUGGAGGGGUUGGAUCCGUUUCAAGUGGUUGA